CUUUUUUCUCUCCCCUUUUUUUUCCCUUUCUGUUCUGUUAAGGAACUCAUCAUCUAAUAUGAGUGUACAAACACCUGUCAUAAAGUUACCUAAACGAAAGCCUAGUAUACUAGUCAAACAGUGUGAGGCGCCUGAGGUGGAUGAUUACCUCGUAUCGGAUACGCUAUUCAUGAAUAAACUACCAAAGAAUGUACGAGAGAGUGAUAUACGUGCUCUUUUACAGCAUUGUAUGCCUAUAGAAAUCAUCAUGGAUCGAGAGAAAGAUUGUGGGCAGUUACGAUUUAGUCACAUUAAAUUCGCGGACAGAGCUUAUUCUUUAUAUAACGGGUUUACAUUUACCAAUAAUGCAACAUUAGAGUUACAAAUGUACCAAGACAGCCGCUUAGAGCGUGAGGCAGAAGGCGUAUUAUUACAAGUGAAUGGUUUACCAAAGUAUUAUGAUGAAAAUAAGCUUUAUGAUACCUUUCGUCCGUUUGGUCCUUUAGAUUUAUGCAAAUGUGUUCCGGAUGAUGAUGGCUUAUAUAAAGGGACAGCCUAUAUACGGUACUUUUACCAGCAUAAUUCUGAUAAUGCACAAAAACGUUUGGAUGGAUACGUAAUAGAUGGAUACAAGAUAUCUGUUACACAGUGCAUGUUCUUAAAAGCACAUUCGACAUCACCCUACCAAAAAGACGAGAUAAUGGAAGACACUAAUGGCAGUCCUGUUAUUGACAAGAUGAAUUUGUAUGUCAAAAACCUCGAUCCAAAAAUCAAUAAUCAGGAAUUAAAUCAGCUGUUUCGAAAGUAUGGUAAAAUCAUUUCGGCUAGAGUCAUGACGAAUCCAACAACUGGUCAAUCCAAGGGAUAUGGAUUUGUCAGUUUCAGUAAACCAGAAGAGGCAGAAGCUGCUAAAGAUAAAAUGAAUGGCUUUAUAGUCGGCGGCCGUGCACUGACUGUUGCUUAUCAUGAACCCAAGAAAACCAGAGCUAACAAUAACAAUAAUAACAUGAAUAACCAUAAUAACAAUUACCAGCAACCACAACAAUAUCAACAACAUCAACAAUACCAACAGCAACAGCUGCCACUACAGCAAUCACAACAGUAUCAACAGCAACAACAGGAGCGCUCGUAUCGCCCUAGUUUUGUCUGUCAGCCACCUUCCUAUUUUGAACCACAACAAUCGUACCGAUCUAGUAGCAUAAACAUGAAUGUUAGAGAUCUUUCUAUUGGACAAAAGCCUAUGUACAGGAAGCCCUCAGAGCAAUACUCUCCCUUGACAACCAGUACUGUAAAAUCAUUGGCCUCACUAGCAUCAGGUGCAAGCAUCCAACGCACGCCAUCCAAUUAUAUUCAGCUACCGCCAAAACGACCCACCUUACGCCGAAAGGGUUCCUUAGAGUCUGUGAUGACUGAAUCAAGUGCGAAUAUACAACGGGCCAGACUGGAAACAGCUGUCAGUAGCUGCGGUGACUACGGCGAGCACAUUGGCGAUAUUGUCGACAUGCUGCUCACGUUGAAGCGAAAGGAGCGAUCAUUGUGUUUAUUCAACCCUGACUUUCUAAAGGAAAAGAUUAGCCUUGCUUUGGAGGCUCUGGAAGCAUGUCAAGAGUCUGAAGAAAGUGAGGAUGAGAUGGUGAUGGACGCUGCCGAAGAUGAGUUUCAGAGCUUAAAAAAAAACCGCGCUCCAAUCUCACCAGUAUACACGACGGCAUACCAGCCUAUGAGCCCUCCAUCACAGCCCAAGUCAAAGGCUAUUCCUAUCGUGGCUCCUCCUUCUGCGUCAUCAGCCUCUUCUUCUACCUCACAUCAGCAACCCAUGACCAACAAAGAUACCAACGAAGAGAUCCAAGCGCUUAUAACUUCCUUUGAAGGAAAGCCGAUUCAUGAAAAGAAACAGUUAUUAGGAGAUAAACUGUUUCCUCUUGUAAAAGCUACGGGUACAAAGCAAGCACCUAAAGUGACUAUCCGCUUAUUGGAUACUGUGGAUUUGCAUGAAUUGGCUAGAAUUAUGUUUGAUACCCCUUUAUUAAAAUCUCGUGUAGAAGAAGCAUUUAACUCUUUAUGAUAAUAAAAAAGUCCUACCUUUCAAAGGCCAUAUAAAAC
Messenger RNA from Rhizopus microsporus ATCC 52813, 2082 nucleotides. RefSeq lists its product as uncharacterized. Gene Ontology annotation, molecular function: RNA binding. The record is from RefSeq and is a predicted model, not a curated record. The transcript is spliced from 10 exons. NCBI's taxonomy places the organism in Eukaryota, Fungi, Mucoromycota, Mucoromycetes, Mucorales, Rhizopodaceae. The coding region runs from base 59 to 2044 and encodes 661 amino acids.